AUGAAAUUAUAUGUAGAUCCAUAUUUGUAGAGAUAAUAAUAAUAAUAAAAAAUUAAUGCUAUUUAAUUGAUUGAAGGAAUUCAUUUAAAAAGAAUUUAGGAUUUCAAAUAUGUAUAAGCAUAAAAAUAAGUACAUGAGAGUUUAUAAUAAAGAGUUUAAAAUAGAGCAGAAAAAUGGGAAAAUUUUUUUUAAUUUGAUGAUCAUAUAGAUAUUUAUAUAUAAAUAUAUAACUCUAAGAGUUUGAAAAAAAAGAGUUUUUUUUAUUUGACACCAAAACGAGAAGAACAAUUUUAAAUCAUUUAAUUUACAGAAGAACGAUCUUGA
Paramecium sonneborni is the source of this 324-nucleotide messenger RNA. The record is from the annotation of a GenBank genome assembly. Lineage: Eukaryota; Ciliophora; Oligohymenophorea; Peniculida; Parameciidae.